AUGGCAGACUGGAAGGCACAGAUAAGUUACAACUACAACCCCUCUUACCAUGCCUAUGCCUACAGCCUCGUGUACCAACCUGGGCCUGAGCAAAACCACGGGAACCUGACCUGUUGGGGCGAGGCCGGAGUCACGGACUUGAGCAACUAUAGCACCGGGUUCCCACAGGCCUACUACGCCACCACCGCCAGGACCCAAGAAGAGUCUCCGCCUGGCAGUCCGGAACAGCAUGCCGUGGAAGGUCAACAUCAUGGCCAGGGUUCCGGCGUUGUGUACCUCGGUGAUACACAGACAGGCCGUCUGCUCUUGACCAGACCACACCGGGCUGCCUACGACGCACGGGAAAAUGGGGUUAGGCGGACCGGGAGCGAUUCAACUAGUGACUCGGAGGCGCACACCUCACCAGAUUCAUGGAGCUCUAGCAGCAGUAGCAGCAGCAGAGAAGGAAGUCUGCCCCAGGCAAACCCUUCUACAUGGGCAAAGAAAGAUCUUGACGAAGAAGCAAGCAGCAGAAGCCCUAUAGCCAGCAAGGAUGUUUCCUGCUCUCUUAUGGAGGAGCCACAGACCUUUGUGGUUACAGGGAACAAGAGCAACAAUAUCACCUCUCUACAUGUACCUAAUAAGCCAAGCUCUACUGCUGCAAAUAACCCUAAAGGAAAGGUCCGGGCAGCUUUCUCAGAGAGUCAGAUGAAUACUCUUGUACAGCGCUUCAGUGUUCAGAGGUACCUCACCCCUGCUGAAAUGAAGAACCUGGCAGACCUAACAGGGCUGACAUACAAACAGGUGAAGACCUGGUUUCAGAACCGAAGGAUGAAGCUAAGGAGGCAUCAGAAAGAUACCAGCUGGGUGUCUGAGCGCUAUACCAUCAACAAGGACAGCCCAGUUCAUGGAACCAUAUACACCAAUAUUCCUGCACAAAUCCCAUCUUAUAAGGGAGAGGCCCAGCCCCAGCUCAAAGAACAUUACAACCAACACAUGAUGGAGGCAGCCUUUAAGAAGACUGCUCCACAGAACCUGGGCUUCUAUCUGGCUGCGAUGGGCAGUGCUGCUGGAUCUGCUAGCUACCCAUCCUGGUCCUCUCCCUCAUCCCAGACUGCAAUCCCCAACAGGCCCCAGGCAACUGGCUGGUCCAUGCCCCCUGGUGUCGGCCAUUAUGAACAGAACCCUAAUGUAUUCAGCUCAUCCACUGCAAAUAACACCAGGCACAAUCUCAUCUUUGAAACCAAAGAUGAGGAGCCUGUCAACAACCAAAGCUCAUUAAACACAGCUAUAGUACCUAACGCCAGCCAAUAGUCAGUGUUUUAGCUGAUAGCAUAUGAGCUUUGUUGUAAAUGUUACCGAACAGCCAUGUUUAUAUUAUUCUCUUCAAGUUUCCUGACUGUAAUAUGUAAUUAGCUGAGUUCAUUUUUGACAGGCCGUGUACAUAUGCCUUGUUCAUACUCGAAAGUAUUUUACCUUUUUUUUUUUUUUUAUCCUGAAGUUUUAUUUUUAUACGCAACUAUUUAAUGUAUGUUGGUGUGUU
Toxotes jaculatrix (banded archerfish) is the source of this 1522-nucleotide messenger RNA. RefSeq names its product nanog homeobox (gene nanog). Gene Ontology annotation, biological process: cell differentiation; regulation of transcription by RNA polymerase II. The record is from RefSeq and is a predicted model, not a curated record. Gene Ontology annotation, cellular component: nucleus. The transcript has 4 exons. Gene Ontology annotation, molecular function: DNA-binding transcription factor activity, RNA polymerase II-specific; RNA polymerase II cis-regulatory region sequence-specific DNA binding. Lineage: Eukaryota; Metazoa; Chordata; Actinopteri; Toxotidae. Bases 1 to 1293 code for a protein of 430 amino acids.